Penaeus vannamei (Pacific white shrimp) is the source of this 627-nucleotide messenger RNA. Lineage: Eukaryota; Metazoa; Arthropoda; Malacostraca; Decapoda; Penaeidae. The record is from RefSeq and is a predicted model, not a curated record.
AUGGCUACACGUCAUCAGAAAACACAAACAGAGACAAACAAAUGUCGCAUUAUUGGUACCACAUUGUCCAGUACUGUGGAGCUAUCAUUCCAAACGGGCGACAUCAUCUACGUGUAUGGUGACAUGGAUGAUGACGGCUUCUACAUGGGUGAAUUGGGAGGCCACAGGGGGCUUGUGCCUUCUAACUUCCUGCAGGAUGCACCCCAGGACUACGCCGAUGAUCACAGGUCAGGCUCGGUAGAGCAUCAGGGUACAAGCUCCUCGGAGCGGCAAUCGAGGCCUUAUUCCUUCACAACCCCCUAUGCUUUUAACUCUUUAUCAGUGUCGCGCCGUGAUACCUUAGACCCCCGUGAUCGAGCUCCUCCCCCGGGCCAGUCAGGGCGAGGUCCCGGCCCGGGUGCACAUGGCCCACCACCACCUCCGCGCCCAGAUCAGCGAGACCGCAGGAAAGUUCAGUUAAAGGGAACUUGUAACUUUGUAAUUCCCUUCCUCUCACCCCAACCGUCCCCAAGAGGAAUGCUGCCAGCCUAUGGUAGUGCCACAGAAAAGAGGGCGAAGAAAGAAAGAAAGCCACAGCAAGCCAGAGCCCCUCUGCCUCUUCAUCCUCAUGCUAUCGCUGCGCUGUAG